Doryrhamphus excisus (bluestripe pipefish) is the source of this 1212-nucleotide messenger RNA. RefSeq names its product nudix hydrolase 21 (gene nudt21). Gene Ontology annotation, molecular function: mRNA binding. The record is from RefSeq and is a predicted model, not a curated record. Gene Ontology annotation, cellular component: mRNA cleavage factor complex. Gene Ontology annotation, biological process: mRNA 3'-end processing. Lineage: Eukaryota; Metazoa; Chordata; Actinopteri; Syngnathiformes; Syngnathidae.
UAGUAUUUCACCCGGAAGUGGACGGAGGAGGAAAACGACGGUGGAGGGAUUGUUAUGUUCUCGCCAUUGUAGUCUUUUUUAGUUUGCGUUGCUAUUUUGAAUAUUCGGAGAGAUAUCAAACAGAUUUGGAUUUAAUUACACCCAAAGAGAGAUUUAAUCUCAUUGUGCGUUUAUAAGCGAUGUCUGUUGUGCCUCCCAGUCGCUCAAGCACAGGUUGGCCGCGCGGUGCUGGCGCUCAGUUUGGAAGCAAAUACAUGACUGGCCCGGCGAAGCCUCUCACCCUGGAGAGGACCAUCAACCUAUACCCUCUCACCAACUACACGUUCGGGACCAAGGAGCCCCUGUAUGAGAAGGACAGCUCUGUGGCGGCCAGGUUCCAACGGAUGCGUGAUGAGUUUGACAAGAUGGGAAUGAGGAGGACAGUGGAGGGUGUCCUCAUUGUCCAUGAGCACAGGCUGCCUCAUGUCUUACUUCUGCAGCUGGGCACUACUUUCUUCAAACUGCCUGGUGGUGAGUUGAGUCCUGGAGAAGAUGAAGUGGAGGGUUUGAAGCGCCUGAUGACGGAGAUUCUCGGACGACAGGAUGGAGUGAAACAGGACUGGGUAAUUGACGACAGCAUUGGCAACUGGUGGCGUCCUAACUUUGAGCCACCACAGUAUCCUUAUAUUCCAGCUCACAUUACCAAACCUAAGGAGCAUAAAAAACUUUUCCUGGUGCAGUUACAGGAAAAAGCAUUGUUUGCCGUUCCGAAAAAUUACAAACUGGUGGCAGCUCCGUUGUUCGAACUGUAUGACAACGCCCCUGGAUAUGGACCUAUCAUUUCCAGUCUACCGCAGCUACUUAGCCGGUUCAACUUCAUCUACAAUUAAGUGAAGUUCAUCUGGCUGUCUCUGUGAGUGCAGCGCAUUCGAAGUGAAACUUGAUGAAAGAAAAAGUGGAGAAAUACACCCAUCUUUAGCUCUACUUUCACAUCAUAGAAAUGUGUCCCAUACUGAACAUACUGAUGGGGCAGGAAAACAAAUGUUUUUUGUUUUGUUUUGUUUUUUAUCUUGAUAAACUGCUGGUUUUUGUAGUACACAUUUAUAUUGCAUAAUGUUCACUUCUGAUUUUAAGCCUUCUCAGAAAAGGUUUGAUCAAACCAACAAUAACAUUGCAUUUGUUGUUAUUUUAAACUGUAUUUUUUUCUUUUUAAUAAAAAAAGGCAUUCAGUUA